Messenger RNA from Aspergillus pseudonomiae, 2134 nucleotides. RefSeq lists its product as uncharacterized. The coding region runs from base 56 to 2134 and encodes 692 amino acids. The transcript has 4 exons. NCBI's taxonomy places the organism in Eukaryota, Fungi, Ascomycota, Eurotiomycetes, Eurotiales, Aspergillaceae. The record is from RefSeq and is a predicted model, not a curated record.
CGUUCCCCUCAUUUUAUGCCAUCUCUCAUACGCCUCGGUCGCUUCAAGCAACACCAUGAAGCAAGAUGAUGAAUCCCAUAAAAUGAUCGCUUCGCCGCACAGGGACGAAACGCUCGGCCAUAGCGACAAAGAAAGCGAGUCGCAAUUCCCCUUGAAAGUCCGCAGAUCCUUUCGAACGCGAAUAACCGACUGGUAUUCAGGAUGGAGAUUCACGCUUGCAUUGGCGUCAUUUGCGAGCGUCAUCGUCCUGGCAUUCAAUCUCGGUUUUGUCAUCUGGGCUGCUGUGCACCGUAAGGUGGAGGGGAAUCGGGGGACUCUGCACGAGGGAAAUUGUGAGAAGGUGCAACAUAUGAGUACGGGUCUCCAUUUCGCCAUCAAUAUCCUCAGUACGAGUCUAUUGGGUGCAAGCAAUUACUGCAUGGUUCGUUGGGGUCUUAUCUCAUCUCCCUGCACGACUUGGAAAGAUAUAGACCGUGCUCACGGUAAGGGUAGAUGGGUCGACAUAGGUGUGCCCAGUAUCCGAAAUCUACGACAGGUAUCUAAAAGGCGGGCUGUUUUGUACAACUCUACCAUCUUCGCCAUUACCUCGGCCAAUUCCUACCGGGUGUUUAUUGGACCAGAGGGCUUCGACAAACUGGAUGUCCAGAAUAUCACUCUCCACGAUGGAGACCCUGCGAGUGACGUCUUACUCCGGCUACAUGCCGAAGCGCAGAAUGGGACCCUUCAGCGCCUCGAUAUAUCUCAGUGUGUGAAUGCGUAUGCGACGGACUUCCAGACUUCCUAUGGGAGUUUGAUAGUUGUGACAAAUGAUACUGAUCAAGCAGUCCAAUACCACUCAGUCCAACAUCAGGCCACUUUUAUGCCGGUGGAGAAUCUCGGAGCUAAAGCUUCUGACCCGUAUCAGUGGAUUUGUUCAUCACAACGACAGGCAAAAGAUCGUACUUGUGGCCAACUUCUUUCAGACGUAAAGGACCAAGUUUCCAAGAACAAUUGGUACGUGUAUGGCUACCAAGUCGGAUACUGUCUUGCCGAGCGCCCACCGCAACGUUGUAAGCUAGAAUACAGCCUCCCAUUAGCGAUUAUCGUGGUUGUAUUCAACUUGGUGAAGGCAAUCAUCAUUGGAUAUACAGCUGCCAAUGUGACGACGAAACCUAUCUUGACAACAGGAGAUGCAGUCGCGUCUUUCAUACAGAGACCCGACGAUUUUACACGGGGCCACUGUCUCCUCACCAGUGAAUCUGUGAAGAAGCGGACCCACCGACCAAGUUACAAGUCGUCGACCUUCAACAGCACGCCAAAGCGAUGGCACGCCGCAGUCUCAAGCAAGCGUUACCUCCUUGGACUUGUCUCAUAUACCCUCACCAUCGCCAUCGUCAUCUCCCUUUGUGUCUUCGGAGUUUCGACUAUAAGGGAUAAAUCGAGCACCUGGACGAUGGGCCUCGGCGCCGUCAACGCCCAAACCCUAAUCACCGGGACCAAUUGGGUAACAUCACUCAUAUCCAACGCCCUUAUCGCCAAUACGCCCCAACUACUCUUCUCCAUGAUCUACUUCACCUUCAACGCCAUCUUCACCGCCAUGACUCUUGCAGCGGAAUGGAGCCGAUACGCCAACCACCGCAAGGGCCUGCGUGUCUCCGGUACCCCCGAAAACGCCCAACGCAGCAGCUACUUCCUCUCCUUCCCCUACCGCUUCGCGGUCCCGGCGUUGGCCUUCUCCGCCAUUCUCCACUGGCUCAUCUCACAGAGUCUGUUCCUGGUCGGGAUCGAGUCGUACACCGAGAAAUUACAACGGGACCCCACGCGGGACGUUAUGACGUGCGGAUACUCUCCUCCGGCUAUGGCGAGUGCGAUCGUUGUGGGGACAGUGAUGAUGGCCUGGCUGGUCGGGUUCAGCUUUCGGCGGUUGGAGUCUGGGAUGCCCGUGGCGGGGAGUUGUAGCCUGGCUAUUGCGGCGGCUUGUCAUCCUACGUUGAGUCUGAAGGGGGGCGAGUAUGUGGAGGAGGAGGGGAAGUGGGGAGUGGAGCAGAUGAAGGUGCAGUGGGGAGUUACCUACGUCGAUUCGGAUGGGGAAGGACAUUGUAGUUUCUCGAGUGGGGAAGUGGGAGUACCGGAGGAUGGGAAAGUCUACCGGUGA